AAUAUAAAUUCUACAAGGUGAUUAACUAGUGUUGUUUGUUUAAGCCUAUUGAUUUAGUAUUAACGAAAUUGAUUUUAUUUAUUUCCAUGAGUAGGUGAAAGAAAUCGUCGUUUCGAACACGAAACUAUUUAUGACAGUUAAUAAAAAUUCAAUUGUUAUCAGUGGCGUACCAAUUUUUUAUUUAAUUAUAUAUAUUAAAUGAAAAUACUUUCUGAUAAUUGUAAUAUCGUCGUAUUGUUGAUCUAAUAUUUUCGUUCUUGAUACGCAUUACAUAAUUCGAUAAAUAAAUAUUAUUCCGAUAUAAUCGCUAUAAAAAAAAUUGUAAAUAAUUGAAUGCAAACAUGUAAUUUUUUCCGCGAAAUUUCUCACUUAUUACUAUCACGGUCAUCAUAUUCUCAUUGGGAUAACCGUGAUUUUUUUUUAUUUAUUCGGUACGCUUUAGUUCGUAAAGAGAGAUGUGCAAGUUAGUUUGGUGUUAGCGUCGAGUUGAUUUGGUGGCAUCGAAAUCGUAAUUGAGGAUGACAAUGUUGACUGGAGGAACAUCUGGUACAACAAAUAUAAGACGACUGAUAAAGAGGAGAUUUCCAUUAUUAGCAUGGCUGCCCUCUUACAAUUUUCAAACAUUUUCACAAGAUUUUCUAGCUGGUAUAACUGUUGCUCUAACAGAAAUUCCUCAGGGUAUCGCUUAUGCAAUUGUAGCGGGUCUUCCUUCUCAAUAUGGACUCUAUGCUGGUUUUAUGGGAUGUUUCAUGUAUUUCAUGUUGGGCAGCUGUAAAGAUAUCAAUAUAGGACCAACAGCUAUAAUGGCGUUAAUGAUUCAACCCUACGUUUCCAGUAUGGGUAUUGCCGGUGGUAUUUUGAUAACGUUCCUAUCGGGAUGUUUGAUUUUUCUAUGCGGUUUACUGCAUUUAGGAUUUAUUGUGGAAUUUUUUUCUUACCCUGUGAUAGCAGGAUUUACUACAGCGGCUGCUUUCAAUAUAGCUUCGUCUCAAAUUAAAUCUCUGUUAGGUAUACCGGGGAAAUCGGAUACUUUUCUAACCGCUUGGAUAUCGGUUUUUGAAAAUAUCAAAAAAACCCGAUUGGCAGAUACUUUGAUGGGAUUUUUCGUCAUAGUGUUCCUAGUUAUAGCAAAAGAAAUAAGAAGAUACGGUUCGUUAAAACAACGUCCAGAAUGGACAAGAAAAAGAUAUAUUAUCGGAGUGAUUAUUUUUAUGUUUUCUUUGGCAAGUAACGCCAUUGCUGUGAUGUGUUGUAGUGUAGUAGCCUACAUUUUCAAACAAUACGGACAAAUGCCGUUUAAAUUGACUGGUGAAGUUCGUGGUGGUUUACCCUCUUUUACUUUACCACCUUUCAGUACAAAUUUCAACGGUACCGAAUUUAGAUUUGAAGAUAUGAUGACCGAAUAUGGUACCGUAGUUAUAUUUUGUCCUUUAAUAGCAGUUUUAGAACACAUAGCGAUCGCGAAAGCGUUUUCUAAGGGAAAAUCAUUAGACGCUACUCAGGAGAUGAUAGCGUUAGGUGUUUGUAAUAUAAUGGGUUCGUUUGUACAAUCCAUGCCAGUAACUGGUUCGUUUACUAGAACAGCAGUUAACAAUGCUUCCGGAGCUAAAACCCCAGCUUGUAGUAUCAUUACCGGUAUUAUGGUGUUAGUUGCUUUGGGAUUUUUAACUUCUACGUUCCAAUACAUUCCCAAGUCUACUUUAGCUGGGGUUAUCAUGGUCGCUAUGUAUUAUUUGUGCGAUUUUCAAGCGUUCAUUUUACUUUGGAAAUCUAAAAAAUUGGAUCUGAUACCUCUAACGGCGACUUUGGUGUGUUGCCUCUUCAUCAAUUUGGAAUACGGUAUUUUGAUAGGUCUGGCCGUCAAUAUAGUGUUCGUGUUGUAUUCGUCGGCUAGACCGAAAAUUGAAAUCGAAGAAAUAUCCCCGUUAUAUUAUUUAGUUAAAUUCAAAUCAGGAUUACAUUAUACUUCAGCCGAAUAUUUGAGAGAAUACAUUCUGAGUAUGUGUACGUCCCCUAACAGUACGGUAAUUAUCGAUGGGGAAUAUAUUGGCAACAUUGACGCCACCGUAGCCAAGAGUUUGAAUGGGCUCAAAGACGAAUUACAAAUUCGAAACCAAAAUAUAAUAUUUUGGAAUUUCAAAAAAACUGUGAUAAAUACUUGCUUAGGUGUAAAUUCGGAUUUGGGAUUGAAUGUGAAAGAAGAAAGUUUGGAACAAAUUAUUGCUUCCUAGCUUCACAAAACCAUCGAGAAUUCAAUGAGAUUAAUUUUUUUAUUCUUAUUGUAUAUCAAAUAAUAAAAUUUAUUACUUCCAA
Diorhabda sublineata is the source of this 2313-nucleotide messenger RNA. Its product is annotated as sodium-independent sulfate anion transporter. Gene Ontology annotation, biological process: transmembrane transport. The record is from RefSeq and is a predicted model, not a curated record. NCBI's taxonomy places the organism in Eukaryota, Metazoa, Arthropoda, Insecta, Coleoptera, Chrysomelidae. Bases 519 to 2231 code for a protein of 570 amino acids. The transcript is spliced from 10 exons. Gene Ontology annotation, cellular component: membrane. Gene Ontology annotation, molecular function: sulfate transmembrane transporter activity.